Molecule: messenger RNA, 1738 nt
Organism: Lactuca virosa
Lineage: Eukaryota; Viridiplantae; Streptophyta; Magnoliopsida; Asterales; Asteraceae
Source: the annotation of a GenBank genome assembly
CUCUCUCCCUCUCUCUCGAAAAUCUACCACUCCCUAAAAUGGAAGCAGACAACCGCCGUCCCUUGAUUCCGUCGCCGACUGCUUGUAUCUCGCUCUUCAUCCGAUCAAGUUUGAAAAGUAAAAUUGUAGCUGAAUUUUGAGAACUGAAGUCUGAAGUGAUGUUGGACCUUAAUCUGAGUGUUGAUCAGAGUGGGUUGAUGUCAAAAUAUGCGGAGAAUGAUGGCGGUAAGCAGUUUCUCGAGGUAUGCGGCAGCGGCGGUCGGUUGGAAUACUCCGGCGGUACCUCAAAUUCCUCCGUCGUGAAUGUGGAGAUAUCGAGUAACGCUGGCGAGGAGGAGCACUCGUACUCUUGUCCCGAUCAUUUCGCUUAUAGUUUCGAUAUAUUGAAACCAAGUAACCGAGAAGACGAUCGGGAUUUUAGGUCAGGGACUGUGGUAACGAAGCAGCUCUUCCCGGAGAGUGAUAGAGACGGUGGCUUGCAGCGGCAUCAGUGGUUGGAUGUUGUUGAUGGAAGUGCCGUAGACGAAAGAAGAGAAUUCAUGUUAAGGCAGCAGCAGAGACAGCAGGUGAGGAAGAGUAGGAGAGGACCUAGGCCUCGGAGUUCUCAAUAUCGUGGUGUUACUUUUUACCGGAGAACUGGAAGAUGGGAAUCGCAUAUAUGGGAUUGUGGGAAACAAGUUUAUCUGGGUGGAUUUGACACUGCACAUGCUGCUGCAAGAGCAUAUGAUCGGGCUGCAAUUAAGUUUCGCGGACUUGAUGCUGAUAUUAAUUUCAACAUAAGUGAUUACGAGGAAGAUCUGAAACAGAUAAAGAACUUAACGAAGGAAGAGUUUGUUCACAUUCUGAGGCGUCAAAGCACUGGCUUCUCUAGAGGAAGCUCAAAAUACAGAGGAGUCACCCUGCAUAAAUGUGGUCGAUGGGAAGCUCGAAUGGGCCAAUUUCUUGGAAAAAAGUACAUCUAUCUUGGAUUGUUUGACUCUGAAAUUGAAGCUGCAAGGGCUUAUGACAAAGCUGCUAUAAAAUGCAAUGGGAGAGAAGCAGUCACCAACUUUGAACCAAGUUCAUACGAGGGUGAGCUAACUCUUGUGACUGACAAUGGAGAUGGAGCUUCCAUGGAUUUGAAUCUGGGUAUUGGUCCUCCCUGUUUACCAUUAGAUAAUAAGGCAAAUCAGACUUCUGGGAGUUUGAACCAAAUCAACUGGCUCUUAGGUGACAUGUCUGAGGAUAAAAGAACAAGGAUUGAAAACCACUCUACACCCAUGACAUUAGGAACUCAAAGUGGUGUUGGUUUUUUUCCAGUUUACCAGGGAACAGCAAUAGAGAAGGGUAUGGAAUGUCCAACUAAAAAUUGGGCAUGGCAGUUUCAAGGUCCUCAUCUCUUUGCUGCAGCAUCAUCAGGAUUCGGUAAUUCAACAAGCAAUGCUUCAUCAUCAACAUCAUCAUCAUCAGCAUCAUCAACUGCUGUUCCAUUUCUGACUUACCAUCACUACAAUCCAUCAAUUAGAAGUGGUACAUGUGAGUACUACUUUAGGAGCUAAAGGUACAAGCAGAUACAGCAUAUAAAAACAUAAUUAGGCAGUUAGUUAGUUUGACAUAUUUUUGAAAAGCUAUAUGACCUUUGCACAUUGAUUAGGGGGUACAAGUUUUUGAAUAAAGUGUUGUGGUAACCGGUAACAUCUGCUUGAAUUGUUUAACAUUGAUUUUGAUUUGAUAUGAAAAGUCAAAAAUGUCCCUGGGG